UUCUUACUUACUCCCUUCUCAUAAUUCUCUCCUUUAGACUUUUUGUAAUGGCAUUUUUUUUUUCUAAAACCAAAAAAAAUAAAUAAAGACAUAUAAUAUACUGUACUAUGUAAUAUAAACUUUGUUAGUAUUAGUUUUUUCAAUCUCUAUGUGUGCUUUAUUCUCUCUCUUUUUUUUCUCCCUUUGGGUUUGAUUCUGUCCAGAGUUUCUGUUUUUCUUUAAUUUGCAUUUGUUCCUUAAUUUAGAUCUUCACUUUUGUUCUUUUUUUAAAAAAUAAAAAUAAAAAUAAAUUUUGCUAAUUCUAGCUUUCCAUAUAUAACCCUAAUUUUAUCUUCACAAGAAGUAGAGAUUCUUCAAGAUAGGUUAAAGAAUUUUGCAGUUAUGGCUAAUUGGUGGGGUGGUCAGGUGGGCAUGUCCGGGCUUGAGUCAGGAUCUUGCCCACCUAUGCUUGUAACGAAGCAGGUUUCGAGUGGGAGUAGUGGUGAAAAUCAAGAAGAUAAUGAUAGAGAAAAUGGUGAUCAUGAGCCUAAAGAAGGCGCGGUUGAGGUUGGUAAUAGAAGACCUAGAGGUCGUCCACCAGGAUCCAAGAACAAGCCCAAACCACCAAUUUUUGUGACCCGGGAUAGCCCUAAUGCCCUCAGGAGCCACGUCAUGGAGGUGGCAGGAGGGACAGAUGUUGCUGAUUGUAUUGCACAAUUUGCGAGGAGGCGCCAACGUGGCGUUUGUGUACUUAGUGGGAAUGGAUCGGUUGCAAAUGUAACCCUAAGACAACCAUCAUCUCCAGGUGCUAUUGUUCUACAAGGAAGAUUCGAGAUUCUAUCAUUGACCGGAGCAUUUUUACCCGGUCCAGCCCCUCCUGGCUCGACCAGGUUAACUGUCUAUUUGGCCGGUGGCCAAGGACAAGUGGUUGGUGGUAGUAUUGUUGGGCCAUUAAUUGCUGCGGGCCCAGUAAUGAUUAUAGCUGCCACUUUUUCUAAUGCUACCUAUGAAAGGUUACCACUAGAAGAAGAGGAAGAGGUUGGAGGCGAUCGCCCCAGCCAAUCACAAGUACCGGCUGAAAAUUCGCCUCCAACCUUAGGUUCAAGUGAUGGAAGGCCACAACAACAACAUCAACAACAACAUGAAUUGCCUGAUCCAUCAUCAUUACCUAUUUAUAAUUUUACACCAAAUUUAUUACCAAAUGGUGGACAAUUGAAUCAUGAUGCAUAUGCUUGGGCAAAUCCUAGACCACCUUAUUGAGAUUUUUCAAAAAAAAAGAAGAAGGUGAAAUUUGAUGAAUAAAAGAAGGGUAUAUUAGGAUCAAGAGAUCAUAUGUACUAAGGUAAUUAAAUUUCUAUCAAUGUUUGAUUUUAUACAUAGAGUUUAUAAUGUUUGUGUUUUGUAGGAAAAUGUUUUUUGGAAGAAGUAUAUAUAGUUAUAGGAUGGAGAAAAACUAUAUUACUUUUUCUAAGUAUAUAAACAUUUUCUCUUGUAGCUUCCAUUAUGGUUGAAAUAAAAUAUGGUUUAUUUCCUUUUUC
Molecule: messenger RNA, 1517 nt
Organism: Solanum tuberosum (potato)
Lineage: Eukaryota; Viridiplantae; Streptophyta; Magnoliopsida; Solanales; Solanaceae
Product: AT-hook motif nuclear-localized protein 20-like
Exons: 1
Coding region: 382-1239 (285 amino acids)
Cellular component (GO): nucleus
Molecular function (GO): minor groove of adenine-thymine-rich DNA binding; DNA-binding transcription factor activity
Source: RefSeq, a predicted model, not a curated record